Molecule: messenger RNA, 3930 nt
Organism: Durusdinium trenchii
Lineage: Eukaryota; Dinophyceae; Suessiales; Symbiodiniaceae
Source: the annotation of a GenBank genome assembly
AUGGCACGUGAUGAAACAGGUCUGCGGAGUUUGCGAAGACCAAAGGAACGUCAGGGCAGAACUAUCACGACGCCCUCUCUCUCGGUCCGGAGGCGCUCCGAUGGCGACCACCGCGGAGACCGGAUCUCGCGCACGAGAUCGGAGUCCAGGCAGAGGCCCAACGGCUCGAACGGCGGCUCUGGAGCCGGUGGAUGGCACAGCGAAGGGGUGCCGAUCGAGAAAGUGCGCCAGGGUGAUCGGAUGCCUGGGAUUGUCACCAACGUUGCUCCCUUUGGAGCCUUUGUAGACGUGGGUGCGGCCCGGAAUGCAAAGCUCAUCCUCGAGCCGCGACUUUGCCGUCGCUUCCAGGUGGGCGACCGACUGGACUGCGUCGUCAAGGAGGUCGAAUUGGAGAAACACCGCUUUUGCGUGACCUUACAUGAUGCUGAGGCGGAGCUGGCGGAAAAUCGAGUCCCAUUGGAGGAUCUGGCGGAAGGCGAUAUGGUCGAUGGUAUCAUCGACCAUACCAAUCCGUAUGGGAUUUGGGUCAACGUGGGCGCGGAGGUCAUCGGCCGACUCAAUGUGUCCAGGAAGUUCACCCACCACCUCGUGCCCGGGCAAUGCAUCCGCGACAUCAUCAUCCAACGCGUCGAUUUGAAGGAGACGAAGCUGGGGCUCACCUUGGAAGAUCCCGAGGUGCUGCUCCGGGAAACCGUCAUGAUCAGCGACCUCCUGCGGCCGGGCGCGAAGAAGCAGCCCGACGCGCCCAGUGUGCAGCCGGAGUGGGCCGAGCAAGCCACAAGGAAGGCCGAGCGGCAGGACCGACACGGGCGGGCGGAGCACCGCCCGGGCCGCGGCGAUAUCGCCCGGAGCGAGCGGAAGGAGCUGGGCCGGUCGACAGAGGCGCCUCAGUUGCCAGCUCCGUCGCUGCCACCCUCAUGGCCGCGGCCCAAGCCACCCAGCGAGGUGGCGAGUGAGGUGCGCUCAACGUUGCAGGACUCUCUUGAGACAGGGAGCAAGUUGCGCGUGGGACAGUUUGUGGAUGGCCUAGUGGUGGAGGUGUCAGCCAAAGUGGUCAUGGUGGACAUUGGCCUGGGUCAUUUGGCUGCCCUCGCCGUGGCUCCCUCCAUCCGCAUGCAGAUCCAGCGCGGUGACGAGAUCCAAGGCAUGCGCGUGGAGCGUGUGGAUUGGGACGACGAGCGUCAAAAAGGCGCCGUGGUGCUCUCACUGGAAGACCCUGAGCUGGCGAACGGCGGUUCCCCGCACGGGCCCGAGGAGGAUUGGAGGCCUUGGAGUUGGAGCCGAUGGAAUUCCUGGUCGCUGGGCUUUCCGCGAUGCGAUGACGAGGGUUGUGGGUGUUUAGAAGAGGGAGAACAAGGUUUCUGCUCUGCAGCCCUGGGCUGCCUCUGCUUCUUUGUGGGCUGUUCUGUUCACUUGUCAUCGUUUUAUGACCUUGAGGUGGAUCCAGAAUGGUCGUCGAACGUCGAAACUAUUGGUGAUCUUGAGGCACAUUCUGCGGCCAUUUGGGAGAAUUAUGGCUGGAAGGUGCUUCAGAAAGAAGGCUUUCACAGCGCAUGCCUGGACGGCGGUGGGCGCUUCUACUUCGCCCUCCUGGCAUCCAACAUGCUCUCGACUGAUCUGGGUGUUUGUGUCCCUGCCAGCUGUAACGAAGACGAGAUCACGUGGACCGUCUUCCCCUCGCUUUUCAAGCACUUCUUUGAUGUGGGAGCGCGCAGUGGGCUGCAGUUUGCGGUGCGCCUGCAUGAGUACAAGGAGCUCAGCUUUAGCUUCACCGACUUGACAGCCGGACAAGUGGGACUUCUUGUGGUCCUACUGCUACUGAUUCUGUGCGAGGCCCCGGGUGUUGACUCGUCAACGGGUGACUCCUGGCUCAGCUGGCUUCUGGUGGCGUUGGUAGCAGCUCAGGAGGUCAUGGUCUACACGCGCUGGAACAUGUACGAGUGGCUUCAGCAAAACAUGCUAUCCUUCUCCCGGGUGGAAGCUGCUGGAGGGAUCGCCUGGGAGGCUCUCCUGGCGUUUCAAGUCCUCCGUUUGGGUCUCGUUGCACGAGUCCACUCCCAGGCAAGUCAUGUGCUCCUGAUCCGUUUCCUUCAACUGCUUUUGAUCCUCGGAGCUUGGCAGCUGGCCACGCGCCAGCUACAGGAGCUCACGGUGAAUGUCUUCUCAAAGGGCGCGUGGUUCCACGACUGGCGCGGCUGCUUCCACGAAGCCAAUGAGCCGUUGCUUUUGCUCGCUGGCCGAGACUGCCGGCACCUGCUGCGCCUCCGAACAGAGCUGGUGUAUAUAGCUGCGACGCUGCCAAUGAUGCUUCUGGCCUCUUGGCAACCGAUGGCUGCUGUACUUUUGGCCGCCUUGAGCGCUGCUGCAUGGCCGAUGCUGGCAGGGCCGUCGUUCUUGGCGCAGGACUUGGGUGUUCAAUCUGCGCUGAUUCUGGCCGCUGCUUCGAUCCUUUCUUUGGAUUCAGUGGUGCUCAUGAACUUCAAAACCAAGUCUUUAGCGGUGGCACUGUCCGGCAUCGCCUUGGCACUGCUCUAUCUCGAUCCGGAGGAGCUAUCCAUGCUCACGCCCGCGAUGAAGAGAUACUCGAAGGGCCUUCUGUGGCCGCUCCUCUUGGCGUCGCUCGCCCCUUUUCGCACGCUCGCUGACGCGCGCGGCGACUCAACGUCGCUGCACCCGUUGAGUCGCGCGGACCUGGCGCUGCCGGCGCUGCCCGUGGUCCUCUUCGUCCUCGAAGGCUACUUGGAACCUCAUGGCAAGGACUUCACCUUCUGUGACUUCUUUGCUCGCCUGGGGGGGAUCCUGACGCUGACCGCCGCUGGGGGGGCACUUCAACGGCGCCUCCUCGUGCGCGUUGGUCCAUCGCGCGACACGCGACAAGGAGAGGUGAAGUCUGGUGCUCCAGGAUGGCUUUGCUUGGCAGCCCCAUCAGACACGAAGUCGAAGUGGACGAAGCCGCUGCGAAGUCGGAUCCCAUUUUGGGAAGUGGCAGAUUCACUGAGCACUGGGCACAAUUUCCGGAAGAACAUUUUGGCGAGCCUCGAGUUGAUCAUCGCAGCUGCGGUCUUGGAUGGUUUGGAUGGUCACGUCGCCAGGUUGUUGGACGCGGUGAGCGUCUUCGGUGGGGAAUUGGACUCCUUGGGUGACCUGGUGAACUUCGGCGUUGCACCAGCCUUGGUGAUGUUCGCCUGGGCGGAUCAGCAGCGCGGCUCCGACGCAGGCGGGGCAGCGGAGGGACCGUGCGAAUGGACCGAGGUGGCACCGGGAUGUUUCACCAGAGGCUGCACGUCUGUGCUCCGACGAGGAAGGGAGUGGAAAGGUGUAGGCGCGAGGGGGAUGAUUCGGAAUCGACAGGAAGGGCCCUGCUAUGACGCGCCCUGCUAUGCAGGAGCUUCUUGUGAUUUGAACGACACUGGCAAGAGCAGCAGCGACACCAGCAGCACCGAUGUGCCACGCGCAUUCAUUGCACGGUCCAAGUUCUUCACGGGCGCCAGGGAACACAGAUGCUACAAUGCUGUCACGGGGGCAGCGUCAAGUGAGGAUGAGAUUUGGCGGCUGCCUCUCUUUUGGCAGCUGGAUUCCAAUGGAAUUCCCUUUGGCUGGAAGGUGCAUCAGGUGGCGAUUUCGGUGCUUUUGAUCUCGGCGUUCCUGAUGGUCUCACAUUUGAAGACCCUCAGCAGGGAGCGCCCAGCUUACGCGUCGCACCUGCGCAUUCGCUCACCUUGGGAGGCGUGGGACGGGGUUUCGGUCGAUCGACCCGGAGGUCAGGGGAUGCUGAAGCUGGCGGGUGUUUUGGGUGCUUUAGCCGCCGCCUUCUUUUGCUCGCCCUGGAGGAUGGUGUUGGUCUUGGAAUUUACCUACAUCGCCAGCUUAUUCGCCAUGGGGCCAAGAAAGGAGAUGCGAAAUGCGGACAGUGUCCGGCGCGAGGCGUGA